This is a messenger RNA of Beta vulgaris subsp. vulgaris (sugar beet), 921 nucleotides long. RefSeq lists its product as uncharacterized. NCBI's taxonomy places the organism in Eukaryota, Viridiplantae, Streptophyta, Magnoliopsida, Caryophyllales, Amaranthaceae. The record is from RefSeq and is a predicted model, not a curated record. The transcript has 3 exons. The coding region runs from base 79 to 921 and encodes 280 amino acids.
AAUAGCGCGAAUGCAAAAGCUAGGAAGCACUAUCACCAUCUGGGUGCUCAGUCGUAUGGUCAGGCGAGAGAAUCGUGGAUGUACAACCAUUACCCCACGAUUGCGUCGACCACGGCAUCGGGCACUAGCUCUACGACGACAGUUGCACAGCGGCAACCAGAUAGAGCGCUCGAUUGGUGGUGUUCCAUGCAUGGGGUUGAUGCAAAGGGACAGAGAGUCAUACCUGAUCCCGCAACAAAACAGAUAGCUAAUGCCAUUAUUGGCUUGAAGGAAAAGGAGGCAACUGGUGAGUUCACUCCUAGAGGACAAGUUGAUGCCUUACACGAGACUCUAGGACGGGACCAGUAUGGACGUGUGAGGGGCGUAGGAGGUGUCCGCCUCGGGGUGAGAAAGGUGUAUGGUGAUCAAUACACCUCUACGUCAAGAUCCAGUGCCUCUAGUGUCAAUUCAGCAGCUGCCAUAGAUGUGGAGGCUAUGAAAGCCGAGCUUCGGGAGGAGCUGAGAGCGGAGAUGACUCAGAAUUUCAACGCCAUUUUGGCGCAGAUGGGCUUACCGACUUUUGGUGCUUUCCCGCAGGGCGGUGUUCCUGCGCAGCCUGUUCCUACGCAGCCUCAUCCAUAUCCGGAGUUCACGGUAGAGACACCAUGUGAGCUACUAAAUCAAGGAGAUGGUCAUGGUAGUUUCAUUAUCGUGGCUUAUGGAUCUGUACAGCCCCCUAGGGACCGGGUACGAUUGCACAACCACCAGUCGCUGAUAUUCACUAUGUGGUCAGCGUUUCAGACAUUGUGCCCGGUUUCGAAGCAUUUCCUCUUCCGCUGCCGAAUGCAGGAGAUGGUGUACAGUUAUUGUCUGAUGCCCUUGGCAGUUAUAUUUUAUGGCCGCGUGCAUUGGUGCGGUUAUCAGAUCAUGUACAAUGUCUAA